UUCUCUGUAUCUCUUCCUCUCUGUUUCUUUCUCUCUGUGUAUUGUUCUGUGUUAUAUAUCUUUCUUUAUUUGGCUACGCGAUGUGAACAUGUCUUCUCUCCCACCGGAUUCAACCAGUUUCUGUAAACUCUGAUUGCGAUUUCCUCAUCCCCUUUUGGAUUUUUUUGUCUCCUUUCUUUGGUUUUUCUUCUUGUGGGGUGGUGGGGGUGGUGUCACUCUCAAGUUUCCAAGAAUCGACCUCUUGUAAAUAAUUUUCCCAUUUUUCCAUAGAUUCAGACGAGUCUGUUUCAAUCUUGUUGUUCUCAAGGAUCAAUCUUUUUCACGUGGGCAUCCCGAAGUCGGCUGCUUUCCUUUCUCCCAUUGGCAUCAAGAACAGGACCCUGUUUCCCUGUGAUGGAACUGAGAUCAAUCCGACAGUGAUUGGAUCGCUCGUGAUGGAGAGAGGCCGAUAAGUUUUGAAAGCUUGGAGCAUAUUUUUGGUGAUACUCGGGGCAGCUUCAGGCAGAGAGAUUGUCCACGGCUUGUCAGUGGAAAUGGGGAGAGUAAAGCUAAAGAUAAAGAGAUUAGAGAGCGUUAGCAAUCGGCAAAUAACUUACUCGAAAAGGAGGCACGGCAUAUUGAAGAAAGCUAAGGAGCUGUCGAUAUUAUGCGAUAUAGAUAUCGUCCUUCUGAUGUUUUCUCCGACUGGAAAGCCCACAUUAUUCCACGGAGAGAGAAGCACUUUCGAAGAGGUCAUUGCCAAGUUUGCGCAGUUGACUCCGCAGGAAAGGGCAAAAAGGAAGCUUGAAAGCCUCGAAGCACUGAAGAAGACGUUUAAGAAGUUGGAUCAUGACGUGAAUGUACAGGACUUUCUGGGUGCAAGCUCGCAGACAGCCGAGGAUAUGACCAAUCAAGUGAGGCUAUUGCAGGGUCAACUUGCAGAAGUACAGAAGAGAUUAAGCUAUUGGAGCGAUCCCGAGAAGAUCGACAACAUAGAACAUCUCAGGCAGAUGGAAGACUCCCUACGAGAAUCAAUUGGACAAUUACGUCGACACAAGGAAAACAUAGGAAAGCACCAGCUGAUGUCCCUUGAACGCACAAACCAGUAUGAGAAUGGGAUGCAGCUGCCUUUUGUGAUGCCAGGGAUGCAAGAAGUACAGCCUUUGUCGUGGCUUCCAAUUAAUGAGAAUCAUCAUUUGAUGUUCCAGAGCGACCCAAACUUUCUCUCGCAUGGGGCCAUUGCAAGCUCCUCAGAUGCUUCCCUCCCGGGAUGUUCUGCAUACUAUAGUGGAGGGGACAAGCAGGCAGAGAUUGGGCACAUGGGACAGGUUGAUAAUCUCGUGCAAGAUGGCUGUGUCCUGAACGACUUAAACGGGAACUCUUGCCUGCGUUUACAAGUCGGGGAUCAGUAUCAGUACCCGCAUUAUGCUGGUCUGAAUUUGGCCGAUGAUAAGAAAAUUAAGCAUGAGAUGGAGAUGAACAUACGAGGGCAUCCUGUGGAAUAUCAAGUUGGCGGCAAUGUCGAACUCCCAAGGCCCAUUUAUGACGAUGGGCAUCACAACUGGGGCACCGGGCAUGCACCUUGUGGGAUCACCAUGUAUAACGGGACCUCCUAUAACCAGCAACCAAACUGAGGAUGUUUGUGAUUCUUUCUCCAGCAAUAAGAGCGGUCUCUGAGCUCUGGUUUCUGUCUGUGCAUUGUAAUAAACGGAUUCUUCGGGACAACCACCUGCAACGGAUAGUCACAGACGAGACAGUAUAAAGAUAGGAUAAUUGUUCCCGUGAAGGAACUGAAAUGAUACCAUAUAGGGAAGAGAUCAAGUGGCAGCUUCUCCUAUCGGCAAUUUUGUCUUCGUGAUGUAUAUAUACACUUACACAUAAAUAUAUAAUAUAUAUACAAAUAUAAAUCAACAGUUUCCAUACAGGAGCAAUACCAGAAUCUGUUCAUACACUUUUCAUUUUUUUACUUAUUAUUCUUUUUAAGUUUGUAUAGGGAUGUGCUUUUACAUUCAUCCCCAGACCACCAAACCAUUAUUUAGUUGGCCUUUGUAUAUCAGAGACAAUACUGAGGUUUAUCAGUCAGCUAAGAAAUCUAUGUUGAUGGAAGCUUUCUGCAGAUGAAAUGGAAAAUGCCAUAAUUUACACUU
Punica granatum (pomegranate) is the source of this 2126-nucleotide messenger RNA. NCBI's taxonomy places the organism in Eukaryota, Viridiplantae, Streptophyta, Magnoliopsida, Myrtales, Lythraceae. The record is from RefSeq and is a predicted model, not a curated record.